Messenger RNA from Glycine soja, 2060 nucleotides. RefSeq names its product cell division protein FtsZ homolog 2-1, chloroplastic-like. The transcript has 8 exons. The record is from RefSeq and is a predicted model, not a curated record. Lineage: Eukaryota; Viridiplantae; Streptophyta; Magnoliopsida; Fabales; Fabaceae. Gene Ontology annotation, molecular function: GTP binding; GTPase activity. The coding region runs from base 275 to 1729 and encodes 484 amino acids. Gene Ontology annotation, biological process: chloroplast fission. Gene Ontology annotation, cellular component: chloroplast; cytoplasm.
CGAAUUAUCAACAGAAAAGGGACAAUGGCGAAGGGUUUUGCUGCUUAGUGGUUGGUUAACUCUAUCAACCCCAAAUGCUAUUGAUUCCACCAUUUCCAUUCACCACCCAAAUGCUCUUCACAGAUUCCCUAUUUCUCUCUUCUUCAACUUUCUCAGGUAUUCGAAGAAAGAAUUCUGGGUGUAUUGAAAGUUUGAAUCUUUUAAGCCUCUAAAUUUCCUCCAUACAUUUACCUGCAUUUCCAAAUUUUGAAGUUUGGAUACGGUAAUAAUCAAAAUGGCCUCUUGCGUGUCAACAAUUUUUGCACCUUCUAAUACUAGAAAUACACCAAGGGUGUUUACUGUUGGAGGAAGAAAUCUGACUUGUAAUUACCCUGGGAGAGCUUGUUUCACGAAAAUGUAUGACCGCAGGAAUGGGUUUUCCGGUGGCAUCCAAAUGUCGGGUUUACUUCAAGUUAAGUGUUCAGCCAAUUCACACAGUGUCAGUCCAUAUAAUAGCCAAGGCCCUUUUCUAGAUUUACAUCCUGAGGUGUCAAUGCUUAGAGGAGAAGGGAGCAGUACAGUGAACAGCCCAAGAAAGGAUAGCUCAGGUGGGGAUUUAUCUGAAAGCCUAGGAACUACAUCUAUCCAAAGUGAUUACAAUGAAGCAAAAAUCAAAGUUAUUGGCGUUGGAGGUGGUGGGUCAAAUGCAGUCAAUCGCAUGACAGAGAGCGAAAUGCAUGGUGUGGAGUUUUGGAUUGUUAAUACUGAUGUUCAAGCCAUGAGAAUGUCGCCUGUCUAUCCGGAGAACCGUUUGCAAAUUGGUCAAGAGCUUACACGAGGUCUUGGUGCUGGUGGUAACCCUGAGACUGGAAUGAAUGCUGCGAAAGAAAGCAAAGAAUCGAUAGAAGAGGCAGUCUAUGGAGCCGAUAUGGUCUUUGUUACAGCUGGAAUGGGUGGGGGAACUGGCACAGGUGGAGCUCCAAUUAUUGCUAGUAUUGCAAAGUCAAUGGGUAUAUUGACGGUUGGUAUUGUCACCACCCCUUUCUCGUUUGAAGGGAGAAAGAGAUCUAUUCAAGCCCAAGAAGGAAUUACAGCCUUAAGAGAUAAUGUUGACACGCUUAUAGUUAUUCCAAAUGACAAGCUACUAACGGCAGUUUCUCAAUCUACCCCUGUAACUGAAGCAUUCAAUCUGGCUGAUGAUAUUCUUCGACAGGGUGUUCGUGGCAUAUCUGAUAUUAUUACAAUACCAGGGUUGGUGAAUGUAGAUUUUGCUGAUGUUCGGGCUAUAAUGGCCAAUGCAGGUUCUUCACUAAUGGGGAUAGGAACUGCAACUGGAAAAUCAAGGGCAAGAGAUGCUGCAUUAAAUGCCAUCCAGUCACCUUUACUGGAUAUUGGUAUAGAGAGGGCUACUGGAAUUGUUUGGAACAUAACUGGUGGGACUGAUCUGACCUUGUUUGAGGUAAACACGGCAGCAGAGGUUAUUUAUGACCUCGUGGACCCUACUGCUAAUUUAAUAUUUGGAGCAGUAAUAGAUCCAUCACUCAGUGGUCAAGUGAGCAUAACAUUAAUUGCUACUGGAUUCAAGCGUCAAGAGGAGAGUGAAGGGAGGCCUCUGCAGGCCAGUCAACUCACUCAAGCAGACACAACCUUCGGCACCAAUUGGCGGUCUUCCUCUUUCACUGAUGGUGGUUUGUUUGAGAUACCAGAAUUCCUAAAGAAGAGAGGAGGUUCACGCUAUCCGAGGGCGUAAUCUUUUUCAUCCUAAUUUCUUUGAUCCCUUGCAUUUCUUCACCCUUGGAUAUACAUAGCAUUGGUCUAGUUCUUAGGUCCCUGUCUUGCCCUUUUUCGGAUUUUAGUCAGAGUUGUGUAUACAGUUUGUUCAUGAAAGUUUAUUACUUCCCACUGUCCAGACUUAUGGGUCUAACCGGAGGUAUUGCAGCAUGGAUGCUUUUCUUGGCAUAUUUGAAUUAGUUUAUUAGCUUGUACAGAGAUUUCAGUAAUGCUGAGAGCUUGUUAUAGUUCUUUGGCAUGUUAUAGAAAAUUCAUUAUUAUUAUUCAUCAAGUAAUUAUAUUUUGGUAUA